AUGAGCAUUUGCGCGGUGCUGCUACUGACACUGGUGGAAGGCCGGGGUCCCGGGCGUCCGCCCCCUCCGCAGGACCUGAGCCUUGGGCCUGGCUAUCUGGACUCACUUCUGCUCUCACACGAGGGUGUACGCCGGGAGACCUAUUGGUCCGGCACUGCUUACCCCAGAUCUUGCGAGAGCACAGGCGCGAACUAUGGCUUGCCUGGAGAAGAUCUGCCUUGGUCCAAAGGUCGCAGCGUUUUUCGGAGCUAUGUGGCCUCGGAUGCCCCAACUUCGGAAGAGCAGGAAGAGAUGUCAGCGCUUGCGUGGGAUCUGUCCAGGUGCUGGUGCACCUGCGGAUCCUGCAGUGAGCUACUCCAAGUGUGCCCGCUGGGUGCGCUGACUGCUUUGAACCUGAUGCGCGUAACAUCCUCCGUGAACAUACCCUCCAGAGUUGCCUCCUUUGUGAACACGGUCAGCGUUUGCUCCCACAUGGAUCCCUAUGUCCUUAUGACGAAGGUCUCCCACUGGCCUGAGCUCCUGCUUUCCAGCUGGCCGAUCUUUGGAUCGAUUUUUCGCCUUUCUGUACAGGUGCUUCAUGAUGGACUGCACGAAGGCCACCUUGAUGGCAUCUUUGCAGCACAGGUCGAACAAGCCCCAGCGGAAUGGAAAAUCCAUGGCCGGACCUGGGUGGCCGCCGAAAGCUUCUGCGAGCUUCUGGGAUUCCGUCCCACGGAGCAGAGUUGCCCGUUACUGCUGGCAUCGGUGCUGGUGAGGCAGGCCCUCAUGCUGGCGGGCUCCACGAAGAGCCAAGCUAUUGAUGCGAUUGAGACGCUGGUUGGCCGUGCACAGGUGCUGGUGCACAGCGUGCUACCAUUAGUUCCUGGUGUGAACGAGUGCAUGAAAUCGCAAAACCUCUUUUUGGGCUUGAGCCUGUUGCCAGAAGGCCGGCAUAUGUUUAAAGACCUCAUGGAGCUUCAAAAUCUCCUGGAAGGCUGGCUGUAUGUCCUACCCGACACUGCGGAAGGAACGUUAAGUUCAAAGCGAAGCUCCACGAUCUGCCCGGCAGCGCAUGGGUCGCGUUGGCAGGGUGAAUGGCUGCUGGAAACUGACUUCCUGAAGGAUUUUGAGUCCCAGCUGAGCUAUGAAUCGCUCCAGCAUGAGCACCUGAGAGCCCCGACUGGGGCGCCCAAGCCUCCCAAACCAGGUCAGAAGCAGGCGUGGGUUUGCACGCUCUUUGCCGGCCCGGAAGUACCAGAGAGCCAGGUGGCCCUCCACGCCGAACUCAUCCGCACCCUGGCGCACUCAGUGCGCCGGCACUCCUGGCACUCACGCCCUUUCGUGGUGCUUACCGAGGCCAGUAUCCCGGAUUUCAUUCUUCGAGAGCUCCUGGCCGACGGAUUGCUCAUCGAGUGCCUUUUUUUUCGGGUUUUGGGACACCGAGUGCCGCAAGACUUCGAAUGGAAGCUGAGCUGGUUCUCAGGCCGCGGGCUGACUCCUACCAUGGGGCAGCUCGCGGUAUGGAAUCUGACUGGAUGGGACACGCUCGUCAUGCUGGAUGAUGAUAUGCUGAUGCUGAAGCCAGCGGAUGAGCUCUUUAGCAUCCCGGUCUUCGCCAUGUCCCACGACCCGACACCCAUCGGUCAUGCGUUGGACGAUGGCGGGCAGAGGACGCGGCUAAACAAUGCCGCCCGAGUCGUACAGCCGUCUGCAAAAGUCUUCAACGCCAUGGUCGCAGAACUGCAGUCAGGCAUGUACAAAGAUCAUCCUCUCGUCAACUUCUGGGGGUAUGACCUGCAGACACUGGAAGAUGCCUUUUGGAGCCGUCGCAGUCGUCGAAGUGGCCUUGCUACCUUCGACGACACAAAAUCAUUCCAGGGCUGCACUAUUGCUCGACCGGGCCUCGCACGCAAGAAGCAGCAAAGCCUUGCCGACGCCCUCCCCGACGAG
Symbiodinium necroappetens is the source of this 1929-nucleotide messenger RNA. The record is from the annotation of a GenBank genome assembly. NCBI's taxonomy places the organism in Eukaryota, Dinophyceae, Suessiales, Symbiodiniaceae.